AAGAGAUGGCGAGCGGCGGGAGCGAAGUCGACGUCGAGAAUCAAAAUUUAGCUGCAGUUUGUUCCAUUUGCUUGAGAAAUUUCAGUACACCACGGUAUUUACCAUGUUCCCACACCUUUUGCCACGACUGUUUAUCGGAGCACAUAAAGUUGUCAUGCGAUGAAAACGAUUCACCAUUAGGAUUUCUUUGUCCAUUAUGUCGUGUGUUUAUCCCAGAACCGAGCGGGUUUGGCGAAUGCCCGCCAAAUGCAUGGGUUGAACUUUUUCCAGAAAACAAGUUUAUGUCAAACGUUGUAUUAAAGUACGGUGAUUUAACCGGUGUCUUAUGUGGCCCCUGUAACGUAGACAACGUGGAAACGGAGGGAAGUUACUGGUGUCGAGAUUGUACCGAGGCUUUGUGCAAGGACUGUUUCAAAUUCCACAAGAGAUUCCAGGCAUUGCGAGGCCAUGAAAUCACCACUCUUCGGGAUGCAUCGGCAACUUUACCUCCAUCUCAUAUUGAUAUGGAUAUGUGCAGAAAACAUGGUAACAGAAAAAUGGAGGUAUUUUGCGAGAACCACCAAACUCUUUGUUGCAUUCUCUGUUUAAGUUUUCAACAUCGAGCUUGUAAAACUGUCAAUCUGAUUGAAAAGAUCUCUAAGAAGUGUAAAAAGGAAAAUUCACACCCCCUAGAAGCUGAAAUUGCAAAACUAUGCAAGAGACUAGAUGAAACUAUUAUGGCUGAAAAAUCCAACAUUGCGAACAUCGAGGAACUGACAGAGAGGUAUGAAGGAGACAUAAGGAAAGCUAAAGCGGACAUGGUCACUUUGUUAGAUAAGCUUGAAGAAAAACAUUUAAAUGAACUGACUAAGCUGUCUAAACAGGCUAAAGAAAAACUGGAGAAGUCUAUCAAGUCUUUCGAAAAUCGUGUAUCAUACCUGAAGCAUUGGAAGAAUCUUUUGCAACAAAGAAAAGAGGGACAACAUACCCAAACAGAAUUUGCUUUAGUCUUUUUGAAACUGAAAGAAAUUCUUGUGGACAUGAGAAGAAUGAAAAUAACCAAAACGAGCUUUUUGCUGCAAGGAGACAUGUGCAAAUUAUUUAAAAAGAUGACAACUUUAAAUGCCUAUUUUGAUGUCAAUCUGACAGAGGAUACAACUGAAAUAAUGGCCGAUAUCAAUCUUAAAAAGGCCAAGUUAAAACUAUUUAAAAAGAUUACUAUUCCACGCAGUGAUACUGCCACUGGAAUUUUUCUGACGGAGGAACUGAUGCUUUUUGCAGACAGGAAACAGCAAAGGUGUAUUGUAUGUGAUGAAGAUGGGUCAAUUAUACAAGAGGUCAAACUUCCGGGCACUCCGUGGCAAAUGUGCAUGGAUUCCACAGGGAAAAUCCUUGUGACAAUUCCACGAAAAAAGACAAUUCAAGUCCUGCACUUCGAGAAUUUGACUUUAACUCAGGGAGAGGAGAUAAAGCUUAGAAACCGGUGUAGAGGAAUAGCUGCAUACGACGACACCAUCAGUGUUGCCACAAGACAGUCUUUGGUGUAUUACAACACAAGCUUUGAUUUUCUGACAGACAACCCACUGGAUUUAUCAUAUAACACAGAUGAAGUUGCUGUUGACAAGAAUGGUAAUGUAAUAUUUUGCAGUAAUCCAGUGAACCAUGGGCAUUCAACAGUCACAAAGCUAGAUCAGGAUGAAGAAUUGGUGUUCACUCAUUCAUCGCAAAACUCGAGCUAUUUUAACAGUGUGUCUGUCGAUCAAGGGGGAAAUGUCUAUGUGGUGGACAGUGGCAAUGAAAGCAUUGUUUUCCUCUCUGAGAAAGGAACAGUGAUUAGAACUCUGGAAGAAUUGAAGGACCCGGUGUGGGUGACCUGCCUCAGAGAUGGAUUUAAAUUCUGUGUUGGUGAGGCAGGCGGAAAUGUGAAAUUUUAUGAAUUUAUCGGAAGUGUUUAAAUCCUGAAUAUCUUCUAUUGAAGAUAUAUGCAGUUUCAGUUCUCGAGUUAAUCGAGCAUUCUGUGAGUGUUCAUAAAAAUUGACAUUUUGAUUGCAUUGUUAUGUCCCUAUAUUUGUUCAAAUUAAAAUUUGAUAAAAAUUUAAA
Magallana angulata is the source of this 2079-nucleotide messenger RNA. RefSeq names its product E3 ubiquitin-protein ligase Midline-1-like. The coding region runs from base 6 to 1934 and encodes 642 amino acids. The record is from RefSeq and is a predicted model, not a curated record. Gene Ontology annotation, molecular function: zinc ion binding. The transcript has a single exon. Lineage: Eukaryota; Metazoa; Mollusca; Bivalvia; Ostreida; Ostreidae.